AUGAGAACUGCUAGAGAAAUAUUUCCUUUUGACGGGAAAAUGAAGAAAUUAUUUAGCGUUUUAUUUAUUUUAAAAUGCAUUUCUGGGGAUCCGACACCUAUUGUUCUUUGGCAUGGAAUGGGUGAUACAUGUUGCUAUUUCUACAGUCUCGGAUCGUUCAAAUUGUUUUUGGAGAGGCAAAUAGCAGGUGUAUAUGUAAAUUCCCUACAAAUAGGAAAUUCGACAAUAGACGAUUUUGAUAAUGGUUAUUUUAUGCAUCCAAACAAACAAGUAGAAUAUGUGUGCAGAUUGUUAGCCAAUGAUCCGAAAUUAGCACAAGGAUUUAAUGCAAUUGGAUUCUCACAAGGUGCUCAAUUUUUGAGAGGUGUUGUUCAGCGAUGUGGUCACAAAUUGCCACCAAUAAAGAAUCUGAUAUCAUUGGGUGGUCAACACCAAGGUGUAUAUGGUCUGCCACAUUGUGGAGCCUUAGAACAUACAGCUUGUGACUAUGUGAGAAAGCUGCUUAAUUAUGCUGCUUAUUAUAGUUGGGUACAAGAUUCCCUCGUCCAAGCAACGUACUGGCACGAUCCACUAAACGAGAUUGUUUAUAAAAAACAGAGCCAAUUUUUGGCCGAUAUAAACAACGAGAGAAGAAUAAAUACAACGUACGUUCAAAAUCUGAAUCGUCUGUCGAGUUUCGUUCUCGUGAAGUUCGACGGUGACAGCAUAGUGCAACCGCGCGAAACUGAGUGGUUCGGCUUUUACGCGCCGGGCCAGGCUGAGCGGUUGGUGACUUUGGAGGAGACUGCUCUCUAUAAAGAGGAUCGUUUGGGGCUAAAGGCGAUGAAGGAAUCCGGUAAACUUAUAUUCCUGUCGACACCUGGGGACCAUUUGCAUUUCGAAGAGAAAUGGUUCAUCGAGGAAAUAAUCAAACCCUAUUUACUG
Iphiclides podalirius (scarce swallowtail) is the source of this 924-nucleotide messenger RNA. The record is from the annotation of a GenBank genome assembly. Lineage: Eukaryota; Metazoa; Arthropoda; Insecta; Lepidoptera; Papilionidae.